Messenger RNA from Alternaria atra, 1905 nucleotides. RefSeq lists its product as uncharacterized. The record is from RefSeq and is a predicted model, not a curated record. NCBI's taxonomy places the organism in Eukaryota, Fungi, Ascomycota, Dothideomycetes, Pleosporales, Pleosporaceae. Bases 1 to 1905 code for a protein of 634 amino acids. The transcript is spliced from 3 exons.
AUGAACGAAAGUCUACUCAACAUGGAUAUAGAUGCGGCGGAGAAGCACGCGAAGGACUGGUUCGGUGACCAUGCAUCAUGGAGUCACGAACAGCUGCUAAAUCUCGUCUAUGAGGAGGAUCUUAUAACGGUGCGACAUGUGCAGUCAUGGGGCUUCUAUGCUAUGGGUGGCCUUCGACCUGGUGGUGGCCGCCCGUCUUUCCCACUCUUGACGCAAGAAGAAUGGGGCCUUCUGAAUAGUCCAUACAGCCAAUGGGCUCCUGCACCGUAUAACAGGCUGAACCAGAGUUGUAUGGACCGCAUCGCACCGCUAAUAAUGAGGCAAGAGAUCAAAGAACUCAAAGACUCGCCACACGUUGGUUUCCUUGCACGUCUACGUCCCCUCAAAGCAAAGCUUUUGCUUGGUAUGGUGCCGAUCAGCGGAGACCGCUGGUUGGAGCGUAAGAUGGAUGACCCUGCCAAUUACCGGAAUCUCUUCGAAUCGAUCAAAGACAUCAACUACAUAUUCGACUGGUACAACCAUGACGAGGUUCAAAACCGGACACGCGACGCUUUCAACUGGAUGGUGGAUAAGUAUGUCGAAUUCGAGCAGGCAGCUAACCUUCGGCGCGAAAAUAACGACAUUAAAGAGAAACUUGACCUUGCAGGCAUGUGGGCGGAAUACUGGAACGAUAUGAUGACAAAUAUGUCGGAACGGACGCAUCAAUGGGUUAUUGAUCGCGUCGACGACGUCCAAGCGCGUGCUUUCGCGCGGUACCAGGACGCGCUUAAGAUUGCUGGAACCGACGAAGCAGCUAUAGGUGAAGCAGGCAAGAAGUAUUACGAGUGUGUCCAAGACCUCAGAGGCAUGCUCACCAGACUUGACUACACCGUUGGCAUUCCAAUGACCGGCUUCAAGGGAUACGCGGUCUCCGACGCCAUCAAGGACCUUCCGGUAGCGCAGAGACGAGAUGUCUGGACCAAGAUGAUGGGAGCAAAGUCAUUCAAGCAUCAAAUGGCUAUUCUUGAUGCGCAGGACAAGGCUGAGGCUGAGGAAGCGUCCAACCGACCGUCCCUGGUGGACAGUAUCAACAUCAUGAAGCAACUCACGAAGCCAGCACAUCCAAGAUUCCGUAACACCGAAAACCUGAUUGGUCACUACGAAGAGGGAAAGAGGAACCGCGACGAGACUCGACUAGUCCUCUGUGGUCCACCGAAACCACCAACUGAAGAACAGUGGAUCACAAUCCUACGGGAGCGCAUGGAUUUCUACGCAAAAAACCCACGAAACGUAGAGAUCAACCCCGACGCGUGGGGGUUCGUGUGCUACCGCCUAACAUACGACCAAACCGACGAGCAAUGGGCAACCUUCCAGGAAAAAUUCAGUAAGGAUUUCUUGCGAUCUGGUAACUGGAUCCAGGGAUUCGACAACAUUAUCAGUAAGCAUGGAAUCAAGUUCAUCGACGGCCGAGACUUUGGAAUUGCGGAAGGCGACGUGGGGGCUGCAAAACGUCAUUUCAAGAAGACGUUCACCAUGCUGCCGGCACUCGGGCGUGUGUGGACUCUAGAUUUCCUCGUUGUCGAUAAGCAGGCAUACGCGUCGCAUAUCGAUCGAUUCGAUCCUACGGCGGAAGAAGUUCGGCCUCCACCUCCAUAUGGCCCUGGCUUUGGCUGCAAUGGUGGGCAUGUUCGUCUUGUGGAUACGACGUAUGACCAGCUUUCGCAAACUAUGAUUGAUGCCCUGUCUCCUGGGUACAAAGGGGAGAUGAAGGUGUUGUCGAGUCUGCUUCUGGAGGAGCGACUCUUUCUGUCCGCCCGUCUGGCUUAUGGCCGUGCGCACGAUUGCACCCAAGGGAGGUAUAUGUGGGGACUACGGACGCUUCGCAAGAAGGUUGGUGGGAGUUUAAUCGCAUUGAUCAAGCUAUGA